Messenger RNA from Fundulus heteroclitus (mummichog), 4087 nucleotides. It is a transcript of the gene mfge8b, whose product is annotated as milk fat globule EGF and factor V/VIII domain containing b. The transcript is spliced from 11 exons. The record is from RefSeq and is a predicted model, not a curated record. Gene Ontology annotation, molecular function: calcium ion binding. The coding region runs from base 114 to 1571 and encodes 485 amino acids. NCBI's taxonomy places the organism in Eukaryota, Metazoa, Chordata, Actinopteri, Cyprinodontiformes, Fundulidae.
UCGAGCCACCGCAGCGCAGCAACAGCUUCCAAACCGCCGCCGAGCUCCAACUGAGCAGAGGUCCCGCAGACUGACAAACUGCAGCGUCUCUACGAGCGACGGCAACAGCAGCCAUGGAGGAGCAGGCGCGUUUCUUCCUCUGGGCGCAACUUCUCACAGCUUGUCUGGUGUUCGGGGUGAACGGUGACCUUUGUCCGGAGAACGUUUGUGACAAUGGAGGAACCUGUGUGACUGGCACAGGGGAUCCAUUCAUUUGCAUCUGCCCCGAUGGCUUCUCUGGAGAAACCUGCAAUGAGACAGAGACAGGGCCAUGCAGCCCCAACCCCUGUAAGAACGAUGGCGUCUGUGAGGCGACAGGCCAGUCCCGCCGAGGUGACGUCUUCACCGAGUAUGUCUGCAAAUGUCAGCCCGGCUUUGAAGGCGUUCACUGCCAGACCAGUGUCCAGGGAGCAAAUUUAAAUUCUGCAAAAGAUGUAAACGACUGUGCUAACCAGCCCUGUGAGAACGGCGGCACCUGCAGGGACUUGGAUGGAGAUUUCAAAUGCCACUGCCCCUCUCCAUAUGUGGGCAAACAUUGCCAACUGCGCUGUAUUUCUCUCCUGGGAAUGGAGGGAGGGGGCAUCGCCGAGUCCCAGAUCUCAGCCUCAUCAGUCCGCUACACCAUGCUGGGCCUGCAGCGAUGGGGCCCGGAGCUUGCCCGUCUCCACAAUACAGGACUGGUCAACGCAUGGAGCGCAGCGGCUCAUGACAAGAAUCCAUGGAUAGAGAUCAACAUGCAGAGAAAGAUGCGCUUCACAGGCAUGGUGAUGCAGGGUGCCAGUCGCAUUGGCACAGCAGAAUUCAUUAAGGCCUUCAAAGUGGCUUCCAGUCUGGAUGGCAAGACGUACACCAUGUACAGGACUGGAGGGCAGAGAACGGACCAGCUCUUUGUGGGGAACGUGGACAAUGACAGCCCUAAGACCAACCUGUUUGACCCGCCGAUCAUCGCACAGUACAUCCGCAUCAUUCCUGUUGUGUGUCGCAAGGCCUGCACCAUGCGCAUGGAGCUGGUGGGCUGUGAACUCAACGUGUAUUCAAACACUCCAGGUUGUUCAGAGCCCAUGGGCGUGAAGUCUCGGCUGGUGUCGGACCGUCAGAUCACCGCCUCCAGCACCUUCCGCACCUGGGGCAUCGACGCAUUCACGUGGCUGCCACACUACGCCCGCCUGGACAAGCAGGGCAAGACCAACGCUUGGAUUCCCGCCACCAACAGCCGGUCCGAAUGGCUGCAGGUGGACCUGUUGUCUCCCAAGAAGAUAACGGGAAUCGUCACUCAGGGGGCAAAAGACUUUGGCUCUAUCCAGUUUGUGUCGUCGUUCAAAGUAGCCCACAGUAAUGACGGAAGGUCCUGGACUAUACUGAAGGAUGCGACCACGGGCACAGACAAGAUCUUUCCUGGUAACAGCGACAACAACGUUCACAAGAAGAACAUCUUUGAGCCUCCGUUCUACAGCCGCUACGUCCGCGUCCUGCCUUGGGAAUGGCACGAGCGCAUCACCCUCCGAAUGGAGCUUCUGGGCUGUGAUGAGUAGCGCGGUCCUGAGCCCGCCUCCCUCUCCCUUUCCCCCUCUGAUCCCUUAUGUCUCUCCUCCUGAGCCAUACCUGCACUGCCUCGCUCUUAACCCUAGAGGGCAGCAAACGAUAGCGUAGCAUACCACCAAAACCCUGGCUGGUCAGAGGUGGGAGUUGUUGCCCCCCCCCCCCCCAACCACUGUGAGCAGGACCUUGAUUCAGCUUUACCUGUGCUUUUUAUUUUCUCUUCUGUCUUGAAUCAAAUCUGGGAUCUCGUCAAACGGGGCAGGGGCAGGUUUUAUCCCACAUGUUUGAUUAAAUAAAAGUGGCAAUUCCUUCUUCCUUGUGUCAGAAGUCAGGGGUAACAGAACUGCUGGUGUAUCAGUUGGUGCUGCUUGAACUCUGAUCCUAGAUCAGCUCUACCUGGAACGGUGAACCUCGUAGACCCACCGCUGGUGAUGUACAUAACCCACCACCAAACAGCGUCCACACAUCCUCCUUUCCAACGCUUAACCUCCCUUCAGCUCACAUUCUCGGAUUGUAGAUUCUCUUUCAACGACGCAUUGAGAUAUAUGGUUGUUGUUGCUUUUUGUAUUCUCAAAAAAUAUAAUUUUAAGUAUUUUAGCAAGAAACAUUAGCAGUCUUGUAAAGAUGUUUGCUGUGAUUCCAUUGAGCAAAUUGUUAAUAAAAGUUUUUUAUAUUGGUGAAGAAAUGAGUAAAGAUAAUAUAUCAAUCAUCUCAAUGUGUCUCACAAUGUGUGCUUUAGCAUUCUUUACAUUUCUCUGCUGUGAUUAAGACAGUAAAACCCACCUAAGUCCCUCCUCUAUCUUCCUUUAGACACUUUUUAUUGGGUUUGACGUCCAGGGAGUAAACUCAGCAUUUAUAAACCCUCAGGAAGUGUAGGGAAAAUUAAUUAAUCUCUGGAAGUACUAGUAAAAUCCGGCUGCUGAAGUCAGUCAUCACUUGGUAGUUAUUUUUUUUUUUUUUUGUUGUUUUGUUUUUUUCCCUCAAGAUUCUGUAUUUAUGGGUUUAGUCACAGAAGAGUUGGUAAAACCUAAAGUGGUGUUGACCCUCGUAACAAAGGAGGAAUGUUAAGCCCUGGUCAUUGUUGGCCAUGGCUGAUUACUAAAGCAUCACAUUCAGUCAGUUUAGCAGGCUUCCAGAGACACAAACGAAUCCCCCAUUGAUCACAAAUCUGCUGUAAACACGGGGGAUGAUGGUUGCAUAUCCAGAAACUAGUGAAAUACACUGAUUCAAACUAAUUUUAUAUAGGACAAGCUUUAAAUGAGGGAUGCACCAGUCUGGCUUUUUCUGGCCUAAAUCAUGCUCCACGUUUGAGCUCUAACCUGCUAAUUUCCAUUUGAGAAAUAUGACAAUUUUUUUUUCUUUUUUUUUUUUGUCUAAAUGAGGAAAAUAUUCUGUAAUCUUCAUGUUAAUAAACAGAAUAUUUCAGCAAUUGAAGCAUCAUUUCCCUCCCUGGUUGGGUCUUGCAGAACACCGUUUAGGUACUGUUUUAUUCUAAAUUUCCUGGAAUGGCACUAGCUAUGUGGGUUUAUUGUCAAUUUCUCUCCAAACAAUAGUAUUACAUUCAGAGACUAACAGUGCAAAGACUUGCUAGUGGAAAAACGACUGGCUGUAACUUCAGGUCAAAGCCGCUUUGCUCUCUGUGUUGCUUUAACUCGCGUUACUGGUUUUGGGUCGUUCACUCAGUUUCACUUUUUAUGGCACUUUGUUCAUGUUUUAAUAUUUUGUAUUGUUGAAAUUGUUAAACUAUCAAACCUUUUGUAUCGUGUUUAAAAUGUGGACAGUAAAUUGGCCCAAGUUUAGAAAGACAGAGAGGCCUUUACAUUGGAUGUUGAUAUUUGAUAUAUGUAAUAAAAUAUAAUAGUACUAUUUUUAUUUAGUUUGCCAGCAUUGGUGGAUGUUGAUGUUUGCUGCCUAUGAUUUGCUUUUUUUAUUAUUUUAUUUUGGGUCCAGUAUUCUUUCAGGUCUGCAGACCUGCUUAGAAGACAUAAAAGAAACCAAAUUAGGGCAGAUUUCUACGCUUUCACUGGACCUGACACAACCUGCCAGAUGAUCAGCAUCCGCCGCCCCCCUCACCGCAUUCAAACUCUUUUCAUCCCAUGAAUUAUGAAUUUUGGGCGCGUGCAAUAUUAUACAGUGUUGUUUCUGAUAACAAUGAAUAUAAAUUCAAGAUGUUUAAAAAUGCAUGAGGGGACGGCCGUGUGCGCUGAGAUGCUGAUGUCAGACACUAUAAUAUUUAUUACAGCCACCCUGUUCACGUCUGCAGGCGUUUUAUUGACGAUGGCCACAUGAUUUAAUUUUAUCUGCGCUAAGGUCACUGAUAGUUUAAUCUUUUUUUUUUUUCUAUAAGCGAUCAGUAAAAAGUCAAUGUUGCUGUGUUUAUAAAGUUUUCUACAUUUAUUUGAGUUUUGAGUGGAUUUGAUGUUCCUCUUUAUUCCAGUGUUCACAAAAAGACCAUUUUGUUUGACCUUUUGUAUAUCCUUCUAAAGUUUAAUUAAAGAAUUUAAAAACA